AUGCUCUGCAAGGCAAUCGUGACACUCUUUUUGCCACUACUGGUUCUCGGGCAAGACCUUCACAAACCUUUUCCAACAACACUCGGCCCGAAUGAUCCCUUCGAGGAGCCAAUCCCGACAACUCACGAAGUAUUGCAAUGCGUCCAGCCACACAAGCCCCUGUUUGGCGAAUUCGGUGCCGUCACCAGCAACCACCUACUCAAGGAGCACCCUGCCGAUCAGCAAUAUGCCCUAAAUGCAUGUAAGCAGGAACUUUUGCACCACAAGUCCGGUACAACCCCCCAAAGUGUAACUUUACAAGAGUCAUCUUGA
Messenger RNA from [Torrubiella] hemipterigena, 312 nucleotides. NCBI's taxonomy places the organism in Eukaryota, Fungi, Ascomycota, Sordariomycetes, Hypocreales, Clavicipitaceae. The record is from the annotation of a GenBank genome assembly.